Rotaria sordida is the source of this 282-nucleotide messenger RNA. The record is from the annotation of a GenBank genome assembly. NCBI's taxonomy places the organism in Eukaryota, Metazoa, Rotifera, Eurotatoria, Philodinida, Philodinidae.
AUGUUAUCAACAUCCUCAUCAAAUAAUAAUGACAAUGAUUCAAAUAUUGUUGAUUUACUGUAUCAUUUAUGUAAAGAAAAUAAAAUAGAACAAGUUCGAAGUAUUCUACCAUGUAUUGGUAAUAUAAAUAUUAUAAAUAAAACUCAAAAUUCAACUACUGGCAAUCCGGAAGAUCAAAUUAUUUGUCAACAAAUUGAAACUAUCGAAGCAUAUUUUAAAGAAGCUAUAGAAAAACAAGAUUAUUUAACAUAUUUUAUAAAAGCUUAUACAUUAACAAAUUAA